Messenger RNA from Suillus subaureus, 1143 nucleotides. RefSeq names its product SUR7/PalI family-domain-containing protein. NCBI's taxonomy places the organism in Eukaryota, Fungi, Basidiomycota, Agaricomycetes, Boletales, Suillaceae. The transcript has 2 exons. Gene Ontology annotation, cellular component: growing cell tip; cell division site; plasma membrane. The record is from RefSeq and is a predicted model, not a curated record. The coding region runs from base 1 to 1143 and encodes 380 amino acids.
AUGGGUUUCAUUAGGCCAGCUACUCCUGGCUUCCUGAUAACUCUCAUAGCCACCAUCUUGUUGGCUGUCGUAUCCUUCUCAGUACCUCUCAUAAAAUCUGUAUACUUUCUUAAGGCAAGCCUUGCCGUCGAAGGCACCAAUGGUUACAUCACGUUUGGGACCUUGGGGUAUUGUUCGGAUAUCUCGGGGAACGUUUCAUGUUCUAGUGCAACAGUGGGGUAUGAGCUCAACAUCAAUGCCUUGGUAGGCGAUAACACGACUCUCCAAAUACCCACUGUAAUUGUAAAAUGGCUCACGUAUGCCCUCGUCCUGCAUAUCGUGGCUCUUGGCCUCGCAGGGGUAGCCGCCAUCUUUGGUCUUCUCGCUCACGUUCGUGAAAUGGCCAUGACUUGCUUCAGUAGCUGUAUAUCAGGAUUUGCUGCUACUGUCACCCUUACCGCUUUCAUUUUUGACCUCGCCAUCUUUUUUAUCGCCAAGUCCAGGAUGAACAGUGUUUCAGGUGGCUCUGCCUCCAUCGGCAACGCUGUAUGGCUUACACUUGUUGCCUGGAUCUUACUGUUCGUCAGUGGAUGUUUCUAUGGCGUUGGAAGGUGUUGCAUGAGAAGACGUCCAAAGGGUGCAUGGGGCGAUAAUGACCGCAUGGGUGGGAAUGGAUACGCAGAUCAAAUGCGCCUUGACGCUGUCAAAGCGGAAGCAGAUCGAAAAGCAAGACAACAACAAGGCGAAAUUGGUUUACCGCCAUUCCAGGAAUACGAUCCAUCUCAGCCGCUGAAAGCAAGAAUCUCGGGCGAUGGUGUAUAUCUAGACGAGGAGGAUGGCGUGCCAUACCGAGACAACCAGAGCGUCUCCACCGCCGGAAGAGCUGGCAUGGGGUCCUAUGGUCGUCGUCCAUCAGCAAACGGCUACGCUGGGGGAGGUUAUGUGCAGGCUCCUCGCGGCACACGCGCUGUUGAUGAAUAUAACAACACUUCUCCAUAUGCGGCGCCGCCACGCCGGAAGAGUAGCACUCUCACUCAGACUACGUCCUCAAGUACUUAUCCGCCAACAUCUACAGCUCACUCGAUAUCGCCUCUUAAUACAUAUGCUGUCCCCGCCGCUGCAAUCACCGCCCCAGUGCAAAACGCUUCUGGCUGCUUAUUAUAG